GCUUGCUCAGAAAUUUGUUGACCGCCAUUUUUUUAAAUUUACGUUCAAAAUAUUGAAAAAUAUAGCUAAAAUACACUAAAAUACAAGUUAGUGGAUGUGUUAAAAGACUAAACUAUCAUCGAUUCUCAUUGUCAAAUUCCAGACCGAUUUAAUCAGACAUGACAUUGCUACUAGAACAAGUAAAGAGAGUAAAUGAUGCGGGACUAUUGUCCAAUCUGCGAAUUACCGCUGGACUGGUCUUAUCGUCUCUACCACCUUGCAAGUCGAACGAUCUACAGGGAAUGGCUAAUCAUUGCAUCCUUCUUGUGUAUUAUGCUGAUUCUUUAUUUGAAAGUCUAGAGUUCAGGAGAGCUGAGAAAUACUAUCAAACUGCCUUGCAAUACAAGAAAAAUUUAAUGAAAAAGAAGUAUAAAUCAACCUCAGCAAUGGGGAAUAUGUCUGAUGUCGAUAUUCGUUACAAGAUCUAUCUGUGUCAAAUGAAACUGAAGGACUACAAAAGUGCUCAGAAAACUCUUGACGACAUCCCUCCAAAGCAACGAUCACCUCAGAUAACAAUGUGCUUGGCAAAACUUUACCAUAAACUGGGUAUUGAAAGGCCUGCCAUUGCUUGCUAUAAAGAUGUCUUGAGAUCGUGUCCUUUAGCUUUGGAAGCUGCAAUGGGUCUUCUGCAACUUGGUCAAAACGCCACGGAAGUGACAUCCUUAAUGUCUGUUUCAAUGCCUUCCGUAGGAACCUUCGAAUGGUUGUUGAACUGGCUGAAGGCUUACGCUCUCAAAGCAACAUCGAAAUUCACAAAGGCUGCACAGCAGCUGAAAACACUCGAGUCUCAGCAUCUUCGAGACAAUGUCGAUGUGCUCUGUCUGUUGGCUGAAUGUCAAUGGCAGUCGGGAGAUUUGAACAAUGCGAAGACUGUUUAUAAUAGGGUGCGUUCAUUGGAUGAGAAGUGUUUACAAGGAAUGGAUCUCUACGCCAGUCUUCUUGCUCAAAACGGUGAAAAACAAAAUGUUGAAAGUUUGGCCGAGGAACUUAUAGGAGUAAGUGAGGAUCGACCCGAACCUUGGAUUGCCAUGGCGCAUUCGUCUUCUGUUGCAAAUAAAAAGACCCGGGCUAUCUAUUUCGCCCAAAAGGCACAUAACAUGGACAAUCAAAACAUACAGGCAUUACUUACAAAAGGUUCCCUACUUUCGUCAGUGAAACGAAAGAAUGAGGCGAUCGACCACUACCGUGAAGUCACCCGACUUUCUCCAAAUAAUUACGAAGGAAAUAAAGGUCUUAUUGAAUGUUAUCUUGCGAGCAAUCGACACAAGGAAGCCUUAGUGAUUGCAAAAAAUGCACAUAAAUGUCUGGGAACAAACCCUCGAACCUUGCUGCUUUUAGCAAUGGUCUUGUCGAAGGAAAGUCAAACUCAAGAAAAGGCGAAACAGAUGCUGGAGAAAGCCAUCGCUCAGGAUCCAAUGUUUGCUGAUGCUGUAUAUGAUUUGGCCGAGAUGCUAACGAAAGAACAAAAUCACGAAGGAGCUGUGGAAUUAUUAAGAAAACAUUUAACGCACAUCAAGAGUGCAAACCUUCACAUACUUCUGGGUGAUAAUCUCGCAUCUCUGAACGAGUAUCAAGAAGCGUUGGAUCAAUACAGCAUCGGGAUAAGCAUUUUGAAUAAUUUCAUAUCAACUGUCAACUCUUGCACUUGUAAUGUGAAUAUCCUUGACAGAAUGUCUUCGUUUGUGAAGGAGCAUUUGUUUAGGAUUGGAAAAUUUCUUGCUUGGGUAUCGUCAACACAAUAUAAAAAAAAUCUUCUGGGAUUUUCAAUGCUGUAUGCAAAAGGAAAAUUUUCCAAUGGGGAUUUUAUGGCCGAACCUGUUACACCUUUAGGAAAAAUAGAGAAAGAAAGCAAAGACAUGCGAACGAGAAUGGAAUUGAUGAUUAUGGAGCUACAGAGAAAGUUCUGUGAUGAGCUAACGAGGCUUGAUGGUUCUGCUUUCAAGGUUGAUCGCUGGGAGCGAAAAGCUGGUGGAGGCGGGAUAACUUGUAUAAUUCAGGAUGGAGAAGUAUUUGAAAAAGCUGGUGUAAAUAUCUCAGUUGUUCAUGGCAAGCUUCCAAAAGCAGCCAUAGAACAAAUGAAACAAAGGAACCAAUUGAAAGGUAUCAAAGACAACGAUUCUUUGCCAUUCUUUGCCACUGGAAUAAGUUCGGUUAUCCAUCCACGGAAUCCAAUGGUCCCCACAAUUCAUUUCAACUAUCGUUACUUCGAGGUGCAGGACAAGGAUGGUAACAAAUCAUGGUGGUUUGGAGGUGGCACAGAUUUAACACCUUAUUACCUUGACAUAGAGGAUGUGAAGCACUUUCACCAAACAUUGAAGGCUGCCUGUGACAAACACGAUAGCAGUUACUACUUAAGGUUCAAAAAAUGGUGUGACGAUUACUUUUUCAUAAAAUUUAGAGGUGAAAGACGUGGUGUUGGUGGUAUUUUUUUCGAUGACGUCGAUCAACCUUCACAGGAAGGAGCAUUCCAGUUUGUGAAAAGUUGCGCUCAGGCAGUUAUACCAUCGUAUAUUCCCAUCGUCGAAAAACAUAUGAACGACUCGUUCACAUCCGAACAAAAGCAUUGGCAGCAACUUCGCAGAGGAAGGUACGUCGAAUUCAACUUGGUGUACGAUCGCGGGACUAAAUUUGGUCUAUAUACGCCUGGAGCGAGAAUAGAAAGUAUAUUGAUGUCUCUACCGCUGAUCGCACGCUGGGAAUAUAUGCAUGAACCAGCUUUUGGCAGCGAAGAAGCCAAGCUAAUGGAAGUUUUGAAAACUCCAAGGGACUGGAUCCCAGUCGGUGAAUGACCUAUUUCAGAUAAGUUUCAAAAUUGAACAUAUUUAGAGCAUAGAAUUUUUUUGAAUGAAUAGACAACUUGAAUUUCGGCUGCGUUAAAGGCGAAUUGAAUCGGUUCGAUGGUAUUUCGCGUAUUAUGAAUUAGUUGUUUAACUUUAUUUUUCGGCAACCUAUUUUCUGAUUGGUGGUUUGCCGAUGACCGAAUAUGUGAAUUGUAAAUUAGUUGCUUGAGAUAGUUUUUUCCUAUAAAAUUAGUAGUCGUAGAAUGCUUUAUGAUAAUGAAUCAUCCCCUAUAUUCUUA
Xenia sp. Carnegie-2017 is the source of this 3118-nucleotide messenger RNA. RefSeq names its product anaphase-promoting complex subunit 7-like. Gene Ontology annotation, biological process: cell division. NCBI's taxonomy places the organism in Eukaryota, Metazoa, Cnidaria, Anthozoa, Malacalcyonacea, Xeniidae. The record is from RefSeq and is a predicted model, not a curated record. The transcript has 23 exons. Gene Ontology annotation, molecular function: coproporphyrinogen oxidase activity; protein binding. The coding region runs from base 159 to 2828 and encodes 889 amino acids. Gene Ontology annotation, cellular component: cytoplasm; mitochondrial intermembrane space.